GAGAGAUAGUAAAGUUAUUUGUAUGUUGGAGGAAAAUUGUAAAUACCUGAACCUAAUUUAAAUAUCUAAAUUUAUACAAUAUAACGUGAAACGUUCGGUCAUUUAUUACAAUCUACUUGCUAAAUUUAAAAUGCCGCAUUUUCAUUUGGAAACCAACCUACCUCAAGAACAAAUCCCAGAUGAUUUACCAGAAAAAAUUUGCUCCAUUUUAGCAAGUUCUUUGGGAAAACCAAAAGAUUACUGUGCAGCGACAAUAAUAGGGGGAGCAAAGAUGUAUUUUAAAGGAUCAAGUCAACCUACGGCACAGGCUACUUUGAUGAGCAUAGGCUCUUUAGGGGUAGCGGAAAACAAAAAACAUUCAAAAGUUUUGUUCGAAGUUAUUGAAAAGAGUCUUGGAAUUCCUUCAGACAGGGUAUAUAUCCAUUUUAUGGAAGCAGCAACUAAGGACGUAGGACAUGGUGGAACAACUUUCCACGACAUUUUAGGAUAACUAAUUUGACAAUAGUAAUUACUAUUUACCUGAUUACAAAAGUAUUGAAUGUACAAAUACAAACUUUAUUUUUUGUUGUAAUUAUAGUACAUUAAAAUAAAAAAAAAAACAAUUUUAAAAAUGUUAAAUAAAGUCGGA
Phyllotreta striolata is the source of this 628-nucleotide messenger RNA. The record is from the annotation of a GenBank genome assembly. Lineage: Eukaryota; Metazoa; Arthropoda; Insecta; Coleoptera; Chrysomelidae.